Molecule: messenger RNA, 1568 nt
Organism: Argentina anserina (silverweed cinquefoil)
Lineage: Eukaryota; Viridiplantae; Streptophyta; Magnoliopsida; Rosales; Rosaceae
Product: chaperone protein dnaJ 49-like
Exons: 3
Coding region: 113-1213 (366 amino acids)
Biological process (GO): cellular response to misfolded protein
Cellular component (GO): endoplasmic reticulum membrane
Molecular function (GO): Hsp70 protein binding
Source: RefSeq, a predicted model, not a curated record
GGGAAUAAAAUCCCUAGACUCCAUGAAAUCACAGUGACUCGAUCACAAUCUCCAGAAUCUGAUCGCUACCCAGAUUAGCCCUCGUUCAUAUCCAUCUCAUCUCAAUUUUGAGAUGGACGGAAACAAAGACGACGCUUUGAAAUGCUUCGGAAUCGGGAAGGAAGCUCUCGACGGCGGCGACCGCACCCGCGCCCUGAAAUUCUUGGCCAAAGCUCGCCGCCUCGAUCCGUCGCUUCCGAUCGACGAUCUGCUAUCGUCGGCCGGUAAAGACUCCGAUCCUCCGCCGCCUUCCGACGGCGCCAAGCCCGACGCGCCGUCCGGUUCGGGCCUCGGUAUGCCUCCGCUUCGUCAAAGGAAGGCUUCCGCUUCCGGGUCGAGUUCCGGGUCCGGGUCGGGCUCGGCGGGUGGGUACACGGAGGAGCAGGUGACGACUGUGAGGGAGCUGAAGAGGAAGAAGGACUACUAUGAGAUAUUGGGGGUGGAGAGGAGCUGUAGUGUCGAAGAUGUUCGAAAAGCUUAUAGGAAGCUCUCAUUGAAGGUCCAUCCUGAUAAGAACAAGGCCCCCGGAGCCGAGGAGGCCUUUAAAUCGGUGUCGAAGGCGUUUCAGUGCCUGAGCAAUGCUGAGAGCAGGAAGAAGUACGAUGUUUCGGGGUCGGAGGAGCCGGUUUACGAGCGGCGGCGUGCUCCUAGGCACCAUCAUGGUGCAGGAAAUGGGUUCUUUUAUGAGGGUGGUGAUGUGGAUGCCGACGAGAUUUUCAGGAACUUCUUUUUCGGAGGAGGAGGAAUGGCGCCGGCCACCACGCAGUUUAGGGGGUUUAGUUUCGGGCAGGGAAUGGGGGGAGCGAGGCCUGCUGAGUAUGCCUCUGGUGGGUUCAAUGCGAGGACACUUAUUCAGUUGCUGCCUGUGCUGCUUAUAUUGCUGCUUAACUUUUUGCCGUCCUCUCAGCCUGUUUACUCGCUGUCGAGGUCGUAUCCUUUUGAGUACCGGUUUACCACGGAAAAGGGGGUCAAUUUUUAUGUCAGGUCGACUGAGUUUGAGCAAGAUUACCCGUCUGGUAGUGCAGACCGCGCCAGGCUUGAUCAGCAGGUGGAGAGGGAGUAUUUCAAUGUUCUGUCGCAGAAUUGCCGGCUAGAAUUGCAGCGUCGCCAGUGGGGAUUUGUUCGUGAGACGCCACAUUGUGACAUGUUGAAGCAGUUUGAGGCGGCAGCUUGAUUUCUUCUACUGAAGAUUGUUCUUUGGGUGCCAGUCUCUCUGUCUAUUCUGGUUGCACAGUGCAUAAGCAGGAGAGAUGACGGACAAUAGCUGCAUAUUUGUGUGUUUUUAGUUGGUGUAUCUGGAUAGCCUCUGCAGCCUCCACAAGUUUUAUAUUCUUAGUCUGAAUAUAGGCACAAUGACCGCAAAAUUGUCCGAGAUUAGUAUUAAAGCUUUGCGAUUGUUAAUGUUGCAUACAUAUCUUGUUCAAUACAUACACUUUCAUAUAUGUAUGUGGAACUAGGCAUUUUUGUCACACAGUUCGAUUGUAGCAUUCGAUACUUUGAUCAAUGUUAUAAUAAUUUUAGAACGGCUA